Messenger RNA from Botrytis cinerea B05.10, 1701 nucleotides. RefSeq lists its product as hypothetical. Gene Ontology annotation, molecular function: [acyl-carrier-protein] S-malonyltransferase activity. The record is from RefSeq and is a predicted model, not a curated record. Bases 180 to 1460 code for a protein of 426 amino acids. Gene Ontology annotation, cellular component: mitochondrion. The transcript has 2 exons. NCBI's taxonomy places the organism in Eukaryota, Fungi, Ascomycota, Leotiomycetes, Helotiales, Sclerotiniaceae. Gene Ontology annotation, biological process: fatty acid biosynthetic process.
GGUCCGGGUGGAAGGGCUGCGUAGCUUUGUGCCGAAGGCAGCCUCGUGAAGCUCGUGUUAAAGCUUCGCAGCUGUGAGUCAAUCAAACAUCUCAAUAUACAGAUUCUUUAGGUCAUGAUCUUCAGCAUCUUAACUUUGUCUCCAUUCAAUUGUUCCGUGUAAACUCUAGAAAUCCAACAAUGAAGUCCUUUGCGCCCAGGCGCAUUCCAAUUCGUUCGACUUUCUUUCUUGAAGACUGCGCAUUGAAUGCAAGCAAGACGAGUUAUCCUGCUACAACAUACCGAUUACGACUUUCGGGGGAAAGAAAAGAGAGGCGACAUGCUUCAUCAAAUAAAUCUUCGAGGCCAAAAACUGCGCUGUUCUUUCCUGGCCAAGGAGUCCAAAGAGUCGGAAUGUUAACGCCAUGGCUUGAAGCCUUUCCCUCUACCGCCGGUCCUAUAGUCGAAGAAAUCGACGAUCUUCUAGGCUAUAAGCUCUCGUCCAUAAUAGCAAAUGGACCCAAUAGUACCCUUACAGCUACGGGCAAUGCGCAACCUGCUAUUAUGGCGUCUUCCAUUUUGAUUUUACGAGUUUUAGAACGCGAAUUCGGUUUUAAGACACACGAGAGAGUCGAUUUCACAUUGGGGCAUUCUUUGGGCGAAUUCGCUGCGUUGGUUGUCGGGGGGUAUGUGGAGUUUCAAGAUAGUCUGUAUCUUGUGCGCAAGCGAGCAGAAAUCAUGGCCGAAUGUUCGCGGAGAGCAAGCGCAGAACAUGGAGGUGAAUAUGGGAUGGUAGCUUUGGUUACGGAACCUGAUCACCUCUCUUCUUUAAUCGAAGCUAUACACGAAUUUUUAGGUCAUAAUUCUGCGGGUUCAAAGUCUGAAAGUGCGGAGGUUCCUCCUAUUCAACAGGUGCUGAUUGCGAACAUGAACAGCAAGAAUCAGAUUGUUUUGAGCGGGAACAUUGGGAGGGUAAAGGAAUUAUUGACACAUUUAAGACAAUUUGGAGGGCAUGAUCCUAGGGCUGUUAGGUUAAAGAGUGACAGUCCUUUUCAUAGUCCAUUGAUGAGGCCUGCGGCGAAGUCUAUGAUGAAGUUAUUGGAGGGGAAGAGUAAGGUGAAGGGAAAAGAAGACAAGGACUUAUUGAUGUUCCCUGGAACAAUGGCUUGCAUAAGUAAUGUUAGUGCAAGGCCGUUUCACAGUAAAGAGGAAUUGAAGGAUUUGUGGUCGAGAAGUUGUGUUGAGACUGUCAGAUGGUGGGAUUCAAUCAAGUACUUGGACCAGGAGAAGAAAGUUCGGAGGUGGAUUGGUAUUGGACCAGGGAAAGUUGGGAGAAAUUUGGUGGGCAAAGAAGUUGGGAUGAGGGGAAUGGAUACCUUAAAGGGGGGUGGAGUCUGGGGUAUUAGUGACCCGAAAGAGAUUGAGGAGGCUUUGAAAGCUUUGGAUGAGACGGAAUCCCUUGGUGUAGAGGAAUUGAAGUGAUUAGCUGCUUGCAAUCCAGAUUUCUUUCUUCUCCGGGGGAUUCACUAGGGGAAGAGACUAAACCGUACUUAAUCUGUAGGAGGAAAGAAUUGGAAGGACACAAGAAAGUAAUGGCGUGGAGGUGUUUCUCUGAUUUGAAUGAGUGCAUCUUGGAAUAAAAGGUCUCAUGACGAGGCUACGAGGCUGGUUUGAAUGUAUAAUACCCAGUAAAAGUACUGUUAUGAAUAAUUAAAUAUUGACA